Molecule: messenger RNA, 2605 nt
Organism: Panicum virgatum (switchgrass)
Lineage: Eukaryota; Viridiplantae; Streptophyta; Magnoliopsida; Poales; Poaceae
Product: L-type lectin-domain containing receptor kinase SIT2-like
Exons: 1
Coding region: 244-2298 (684 amino acids)
Biological process (GO): protein phosphorylation
Cellular component (GO): plasma membrane
Molecular function (GO): ATP binding; protein kinase activity; carbohydrate binding
Source: RefSeq, a predicted model, not a curated record
CCUACCUCUCGUCCUCUCCCACCCAUGCUUUGUAGAGCAGUCCAGCGCUCCCCGGCGAUGCCCGGCCGUCCACUUCUACGUCCCUCUCGCCGCACGCGGCUCGGCUCGGACUCCCCCCCUCCCUAGUCCCCCUACCCAACCGGCAUUGAUUGCUGCGGCAGCAAGCUAUAAGCAGCCCGGCACAACUUGUUCGCCGGCCGCUGCGAGCGAGAUCGCCGUAUCUUGUUCCAGCUCAGCUCCACCAUGCCGGCCGUUCUUGCCGCGCUGGUGCCGGUCCUGCUCGCUGUGCUGGCUCGAGGCGGCUCGGCGGCCGCCGCAGCCCCCGAGUUCGUUUUCGCUGGCUUCGCGCGCGACAACCUGACGGCCAGCGGGGCCGCCGUGGUCACCUCCUCCGGCCUCCUGCGGCUCACCAACGAGACCAACGAGGUGCUCGGGCACAGCUUCUACCCCGCGCCCUUGCGCCUCAAGGACGCCUCCACGGGCGCGCCGCUCUCCUUCUCCACCACCUUCGUCGUCACCAUCCUGCCGCGCUACCCGGACGCGCACGGCCACGGGCUCGCCUUCGCGCUCGCGCCGUCCGCGACCCUGCCGGAAGCCAUGGUGGGCAAGAACCUCGGCCUCUUCAACACGUCCAACCACCUAGGGAACGGCAGGAGCGGGGUCGUCGCCGUCGAGCUCGACACGGCCAUGGACGAGGAGUUCUCCGACGUCAACGACAACCACGUCGGCGUUGACGUCAACAGCCUCAAGUCCAACUGCUCGAAGCCGGCGGGGUACGCCGACGCCGCCACCGGCGAGACCACCGGCCUCAGCCUGGUCGGCGGGGACCCGCUGCAGGUGUGGAUCGAGUACGACGGCGCGAGCACGCGUCUCGAGGUGACCGUGGCGCCGGCCGGCGCGCCCAGGCCGGCAGUCCCACUCGUGUCCUGCGCUGUCAACCUCUCGCCGGUGGUGGCCGACGACACCUACGUCGGCUUCUCGGCCGCGAACGGCGCUGCCUCCAGCUCGCACUACGUUCUCGGCUGGAGCUUUCGCCUCGGCGGCGGCGGCCGUGCGCCGGACCUCGACCUCUCGAAGCUCCCGCGGGCCCCGUCGUCGCCUAGGCCCAAGAAGACGAUGCAUCCGCAACUGCUCCUGACACUGAUCCUCCUCGCCGUCGUGGCGCUCCUCGUGGUGUCAGCGGGCGUCACGCUACUCGUCGCCUGGCGCCGGCGGUUCGCCGAGGUGGAGGAGGACUGGGAGAUUGAGUACGGCCCUCACCGGAUCAGCUACAAAGACCUGCACGCGGCGACCGCGGGCUUCCGCAACGUCAUCGGCGCCGGCGGCUUCGGCACCGUGUACCACGGCGUGCUCCGGCGGUCGGGCGCCGAGGUCGCCGUCAAGAAGAUCGCCCACGACUCGCGGCAGGGGCUGCGCGAGUUCGUCGCGGAGAUCGCGAGCAUGAGCCGGCUGCGCCACCGCAACCUGGUGCAGCUCCUCGGCUACUGCCGGCGGCGCGGCGAGCUGAUCCUCGUCUACGACUACAUGGUCAACGGCAGCCUCGACAAGCACUUGUUCGACGCCGACAAGCCGGCUCUGAGCUGGGAGCGGCGCGCCAAGGUCGUCCGGGACGUCGCCGCCGGGCUGCUGUACCUGCACGAGGGGUGGGAGCAGGUGGUGGUGCACCGCGACAUCAAGGCCAGCAACGUCCUCCUCGACGCCGACAUGAACGCCAAGCUCAGCGACUUCGGCCUGGCGCGGCUCUACGACCACGGCGGCGACUCGCAGACGACGCACGUCGUCGGGACGUUCGGGUACCUCGCGCCGGAGAUGUUGAAGACCGGCAAGGCCACCACGAGCGCCGACGUGUUCGCGUUCGGCGCCUUCCUGCUCGAGGUGGCCUCCGGCCGGAGGCCCAUGGAGUCGCUCAGCGGCAGCAAUGCCGACCCGGCGGGGCUCGUCGACAACGUCCUCGAGUGCUGGAAGGCCGGGAGGAUCAGAGACGCCAGGGACCCCAGGAUCGGCAAGUGCGACGAGGACGACCUCGAGGUGGUGCUCAAGCUCGGGUUGCUCUGCUCGCACCCUGACCCCCAGUGCCGGCCGAGCAUGAGGCAGGUGCUGCAGAUACUGGAAGGCGCUGCGCUGGCGCCGGCGACGCCGCCGGAAAAUCUAUGCAGCAGCGGCAGGAUCUUCGGGUACUACGAGGGGUUCGAUGAGUUCGUCAGCAUGUUCCCGACGAUGAUCGAGACAGCCACCGUCACGACACAGCCGCCUUCUUCGCGCUCCAGCGCUGAACACCAGCACCUGAUCUCCGGUUGAGUUCUAUCAUCAGCUCUCCUCACUAAAUUACAUAAUUCUCUUGUAACUAAAUAAUUCAAAAGUCUAUAUAAUUUGUAGUGAUUUGCAUAUGAUGGUUGAAAUUGGAAAGCAAAAAGCUACAGGAUCAUGCAUUUGUGUAGUAUAACAAUCCUCUCUCUCUAGCAGUGAGCAUAGGAUACAGUUUUAGGGAUGAUCGAAGAGAGGUUUUUGUUGUCAUCCUAACCCUUUGACUGUUUAGGUUUUGUACGUGUUAUCUUUUAUGUAAGUGAACAUAGGAUACUAAUAAAUCUUGAUUUUUUUUCUCUCU